Messenger RNA from Branchiostoma belcheri (Belcher's lancelet), 3830 nucleotides. RefSeq names its product tetraspanin-33-like. The transcript is spliced from 8 exons. The coding region runs from base 140 to 1006 and encodes 288 amino acids. Gene Ontology annotation, cellular component: membrane. The record is from RefSeq and is a predicted model, not a curated record. NCBI's taxonomy places the organism in Eukaryota, Metazoa, Chordata, Leptocardii, Amphioxiformes, Branchiostomatidae.
AUGAAAAAAAGGAAGUUGUCACUGGGCGGGAGGAGUAAACAUUAUCUGGUGCGUGCCGUUAUAAUAGUCAUCGUUCGUACGAUUCCUGGACACUAUCCACUGUAAACAUAGGAUGGUUUGUAAGAGGUAGUGUCGGGCCAUGGAACUGGGGAGUAGAAGGGAGAGAGAACAGCGGCAACAACUGCGCCAUCGCCGUCAGAAACGCGUCACCGCCAUCAGUCCGCUCGUCAAGUAUUCUCUCUUCGUCUUCACCUUUUUCUUCUGGCUGAUAGCAGGUGCCUUACUGGGGAUCGGGAUCUAUGCUCGUGUGGAGAAGGGACAGGUGAAUGCUGUGGUGGAUCUGCUGGCAGAUCCAGCCAUUGUACUGAUCAUCGUGGGAUCCCUUGCCUGGAUCCUGGGAUUCUUCGGCUGUGUGGGAGCUCUGAGGGAGAACAUAUGUCUGCUAAAAACAUACUGCUAUGUUCUUCUGAUCCUCUUCGUGCUACAGCUGGUGGGAGCCAUUCUAGGCUUUAUCUUCUCUGAUAAGGUAGAGGAACAGAUAGGAACCCUUGUGGAGACAGCCAUAGAGAAGUACAGGGAUGACAUUGACCUUCAGAACCUUAUCGACUGGACACAAAAGGAGUUCCAGUGCUGUGGAGGAAAGGAUGGGUUUAAGGACUGGCAUCAGCACAACCGGUACUUCAACUGUUCCGAGGAGAACCUGAGCAGGGAGAGGUGUGGGGUGCCAUACUCCUGCUGCAGACCUGAGGGGGAGGAGGCUGUGAUCAACACUAUGUGUGGCUAUGACUUUGCUCCUGAUGUAACGCCGACUGAAGCAGUUGACAGAAUCUACAUCCGCAGCUGUAUCUUUGCAGUGGCAGACUGGGCCAGGGAGAACCUGUUCCUGUUAGGGGGGAUCGCUAUGGGCCUGGCUAUUCCACAGUUGGUCGGCAUCCUUCUGUCCAGGGUGUUCAUCAACCAGAUAGAGGAUGAAAGGGCACUGGCCAAUCAGCAGGCCCAGUUGUAAGGGGAUGGACCAAUCAACAAUCUUGUUACUGACGAGUCAUGGUCAUCAAGUACUCUAACGGUCAUGGUAGUUUAGGAUGAGAACCUUUAGCCUGGAUCCAGCUGCAGCCUUUUUAGCUUUAUUACGACUGGGCCCACAGCAAUUACGUUACGUCAUGAGUUAAUUCAACUGUCAGCUCAACCCCAUGUGCUGCCACAUAGGCUUUGCGAAUCAGUGUUUAAAUCCUCAACAACUGUUCAAAUGACAGACGGAUAGGAUGUGCAGGUUCAGUCAUUUUGGCAUGGAAGCGAUUAAGAGAGCGUAUUAAAGCUAAAAAGGCUGGCAUCCAUUCUAGAGAUUUUCAUGUGCAUGAUUCAUAUAUCAUAAUAGAUUUCAUCAUAGAUUUUGAUGAUAGGGAGAGUUUAACAGUACUUUUUUAGUGCAUGCUCAGCUACUAAAUCCGAAGAAACAUCCCACACUUACAGAAAACAGAGGGAUACACUGUCGGGGAGUGUUAUAUAUGAAAGUAUAAGUAUAUAUUGUGAACCAUUAUAUAUUUGACAUGAGCUGUGUACCAAUGGCUACAAGUGUCAAGCCAUGCAUGUAAACUUUUCUAUGCUUAUCCUUAAGGAUUUAUACUUUUGUAUAAACGUACAAUAUAAAGCUAUUCAUUUUAUUUUUUUCAAAUGUACAUGAAAUAAAAAUGACUGCUUAUAUUUUUAAAUUUUACCUUAAGUUUGAACAGUGGUGGAAUGACGUAACAAAGCUUUUUGUCAGUCAUAUGACUGUCAUAUGUGGAGUCAUCCCCAAAUGUGCCUCCCAGUGGGGUAUGGCUUUACAGUAUUGUGAUACAUUCAAGACUUAGUUGUUAAUAUGCACUGUACAAUUCAUUCCCCUCUAGCUUCUGGGCAUUGUGCUGUCAAGGUUACUUGUGAACCAGAUCAUGUUGGAACAGGGCUUCUCAACUGGAUUCUAAUACUGUAAAUCUGGAAACUUUUGCAGUGGUUUUGUAUUUGAAGUGACAUCUCCAAUGCAAAAUUAUGACACCGUAGAUAUGUGUUCCCACGAAUUAUGACUGUAAUACAGAAUAGUUUCAACUGCAAAUUGAAAACUCUGCAGAAUUGAAAAUCAGUGCAAAAGUAAAUGAAUUUACAGUAAUCAAUGCAACCUUUGUGCAAAAGAUUUUUGGCAAUGCCUUAGGGUCAGAGCCACUUUGUCAUUAUUACUAUCAUGGCUAUGACUCAUAAUAAACCAGUUCAUGGUUUAUAUAUAAACCAGUUCAUGGUUAAUAGUCAUAUAACAAGCAAUUCCUGUUUAGGCAUGCUUGAUACAUGUCCAGAUGUGUUUUGUUUAGGUCUCGGGGCUUCAAGCUUGUUACAUUAUCUACAAUGUACCACAUUGUACAUUCACAGUUCAAAUUGAACCGGCUUAUUGCCUGGGCUUUUGUAACAAGUAGUACUUACUAAUAUUCCUAAAAUACAUUUAUACAUGUACGUCUAACUUGCCCUAUCUAGCUAAGGCCUAUUGUAUUGCUGCUUGCUUCUAACAUUCCCUUUAUUUGGCAAAGACACAGUGAUUGAGUUCUAUACAUCAUGCUGAUUUUCCUAGCUAUUUUAGGAGGUGAAAUUUCUGACAAUGUAACCAAUUUAUUCCUUAGUUUCUUUAGGUUAGUUUUUAGAUAUUUUUAUUGUGCUAGUUGACAUUUUGAAAGCACUAUGUUGCACUGCUUCAGUCCUUGCCAGUUCCUUAUUGUUAACAUGCUAUUAUGUAACAUCUUUUAUAAAUCAAUAUUUUAUGAUCUUAAGUACAUUGAAAAGUACAGGUAUGAAGGGAGGAUGUGCCUUAGCGUAAGUAUACUUAGUAUGAUAUCAAGUGCCUUUUUGGUAAUGAUGGAAAUUACUGAUUUAUUGGAACUGUGGUCUAUUUUUACAGAGGAUUUUUAAAAACUGGAUUUCACACAAAAGAUGGUCCAUGUACCUUGACCAUGGUCCUAUUUUUGUCUCUUUUAUUCUAUUGAGGUCCUUUGUCUUCCCCUACAUUCUCCGUCCUGUUGUUUUUUGUCACCAGAAAGAAUGAUUAUUUAAUAUAAUGAAAAUUGUCUAAUUAUUUGUUAAUUUGAUACUAAAUUUAUAAUUGAGUUAAAACUCAUCUGUAAUUAACAGUUGCUUGUGAUGUAAUAGUGAUGUGUAUGAUUAAAUUGUGCCUUUUUCAACUUUAAAAUCAAAGUUUGGAAAAAUCACUGAAAUCCAAUAGAUCCCAAUACACUCCAUAAUUGAGUCUAAAAGUUGGGUCCCUUAUUAUUUGCUUCCGAAUGUUCAGAAAAUAAUUGGGAAAGCAAUUCACCAAGUGAAAUACCAGUAGAUGGAUACUGAAAGUGUCCCACACAUUUAUAGAGAUGAUUUGCAUUUUGUAAUAAUUAUUGCUAGAUAACAACUGAUGUUACGUACCUUGUAGUCCACAAUUAUGUAUAGUAAUGUAAUGUAUAGAGAUUAGUUAUGAAAUCAGUAUUAUUUUUGUGAUGGCUAUUUGAAUGAGGUUACAAAACAAUUGUAGAAUCUAUUAUUAAUAAUUACAUGGCAUUUGUAGAUGUGAAAAUAACGUUAAUUAUAGACACUGAUCACUCUAUUAUUUACAUCUUAUAACUUUAUAACAUAAACUCAAUGAUGAUGGUAAGAGCUUCAUAGUUUGUGUGAUUAUGCUACUAAUGUGCCUACAAUGUACUCGCUUAAACGUAACAAAGAUUUUAUUGUCAAAUGAAAAUAUUAGUUCUGUACACAUGAAAAGUUAUGUAUACAUGGUUAGUGCUUCAAGCUUGUAUUUUGUGGAAGAAAAUGAAGUUUGAAUA